Molecule: messenger RNA, 1260 nt
Organism: Didymosphaeria variabile
Lineage: Eukaryota; Fungi; Ascomycota; Dothideomycetes; Pleosporales; Didymosphaeriaceae
Exons: 3
Coding region: 1-1260 (419 amino acids)
Source: RefSeq, a predicted model, not a curated record
AUGCCACCCAAGCGUGCCGGCAAACACAAGCCCGCAAAUAUCAUCGUUGGGCAACAAAGACCGUCUGGGCCGACGUUCAAUGACACCUCCCUUGCGCCGUUCCUGCGUGCAUACACGCGCAUGAACAGUAGGGACGCUGGCGGGGGUGACAGGCAGUUCAACGAGGAAUUUUACUUCGCUCAACGAAUUGUUGAGGAGCUUAAUCGCUUGCGUGAUGCUCCCCCUGAGUUCAUCCACGACGUGGUGUACUCGAUGGCAAGCACACACGGUGAUGAGCAGCCGCUGUACCCUACGCUACGCUCGCAGGGCGCCAAUGACCAGAUGGCGUAUCAGAACCGCAUCAUCAUCUCAGUACUGUUAAUGAUGCAUGCUUCCAAUGACUUCCAGAAUGGCGGCGACGGAGGCGUGACGCGUGGAGGUCUGUGGCUCCCACCGCGUCUCCAGGCUCGUACUGCCCAAGAUGCAGCCGCUGAGAGAGGUCAACCAGUUAGAUAUCCCACAUGGUCUCGGGAUGAGGCGCAGGCGAGCACGCCAUCAGUUCGUGCGAACUGGACCUCUUCAGGCCAACCUCCCACGCAGCACCCUCAGGCGGGCAGCCUCCGUCCUCAGGGCUCUAAAACUUUCGAAAACCGGACCCCUGGCAGUGCUGUCGGUAGCCUUCCGCCCUUCUCAGGUUACACCCCUUCACCGUACUCGCCGUAUGGCCCGCCGUCUGCUAGAACCACAUACGGUCCACCGUCUGGAGGCCUUGGUGGCUACAACUCAUCCCAUUAUGGCCCUCAACAGUGGCCAUCAAAUUCCAGCCUCCGCGGCGAGUAUGGGGUGCCUCCGCCUCAUGGUUUCCAGCCACCGCACUACGUCCAAGACACACUCCGGACUAUUCCAUCACAUGCUCCUCCUGCUUUCCCGCAAGCCAACGAGCUAGUUCCAUACAACUAUCAAGCGGGCGGCGCCCAUGAGCUCUCCGGUCACCCUUUCCGGCAGACCUCACACCCGGGCGGUCGACCAAUCAUACCUCCCCCGCCUGGUCUUGAGGGUGCAGAUCAUCUCUCUGCUUUCGGUUCCGAGACCAACUCACCUGGGAGGCCUGCUCAGCCACCUAUCGGUUCUGACCGUCCUCACUAUGACAGUCGUCGCGAUGGAGGUAGUCGCAGCAGUCGCGGUGACAAUACUGGCGGCACACCUAGUCGCCCUGCUCCCGGGAGCGCAAGUCGCAGCGGUGGUUCGCGCAGCAGGCGCGAAGAUCAAGGAUGGCACUAG